AUGCGGGAAAGGCAGAGCUGCGGGCAGUGUCUGCAGGUGAAGAUCACAUCCAGUGUGGCAGCAGAGCACCGGUCAAUUAUGGAGAGGGUGAUUAUGUUCCUGCUCAGCCAGGUGGUGGACAUACCUUCGCAAGAUGAGGCGCUGUUUUCUUUGCACCCUCACAUAGAAAGUGGCAAACUGUUGUGGAGAGAUGGUGAAGAUAGUGAAGCGGUGGGCUUCUGUACGGUCAAACACAAAGCUAGUUUGUGCGGCCGUUUCCUCAACCGGCAGUACCUGCUGCCUGUUCUCGACACAGUUCUGGUGAGGAGGCGCUGUUGGAGGAGAGGCCUUGGUCUUCACAUGCUGGAGGAUUUCUGCCGCUCCUUUUCCAAAGAGGAUGUCCGGGGAGUCAGCGCUCCGUUAUCACCUGGCAUGGUGGUAGAUCAGCGAUGGUCACCGUUAUCACUCUGCACACUGGCCAUAGUGCAGGAGGUUGUAAUCGCUCCUAUAGUUCUGGUCUUUAGUUCAAGCAGUCCGGCGUUCGAUCCCACCGCCGUCCCGGCCACAAGGGGCCUACGGUCACAAAUGGAAAUGUGUAGGCACUUCCUGCAGGAACACAAGAAUCACAGAGAGCAUCUCCACGAGGUGGAGGCCCCUGGAAGUUGGACUCAACAACGAAACAUCUGGCUCAGCAUCCAGCUUGGAUAUUCCUGUCACAGUAUUAAUGAGGAGAGAAGCCCGUCUGCAGGAGAGAUGGUGAGAAAUGAAGAAGAUUCAUCUAAGAAGAAGUUGAUUAAUAACUGGGAGCAGGACGUGGCCUCAGUCAACACCUGUGAGAAAGACACACUCGCUCCACUUCAAGUAGACGUUUCUGAAUAACGCAUAAAGUCUUGUGGCACAAACCUGGGAGGAGACGUCCGAGGCACGAUGGUCUCCGGGACAGGAUGUAGCCCAGGGGCCCACACUGACGAUCAGGAUCGUGGACAACCUCCCACCAAGUCAAUAAAGUCUUGGUCUUGCACAGAAAAUACAAGUCCUCUGAGUCUGCAGAUCCUCACAGCGUGCAGCCAGAUCCACGGGAAAUGCUCAAAAGUGCCAAGCGAAUUAGGACCCUGAG
This is a messenger RNA of Thalassophryne amazonica, 1096 nucleotides long. It is a transcript of the gene fam169b, whose product is annotated as family with sequence similarity 169 member B. Lineage: Eukaryota; Metazoa; Chordata; Actinopteri; Batrachoidiformes; Batrachoididae. The record is from RefSeq and is a predicted model, not a curated record. Bases 1 to 858 code for a protein of 285 amino acids. The transcript is spliced from 7 exons.